AUGAGGCCGUUCUUGUCGCCCGUGCAUGUGGGCGUCGUGCUCUUGAGCUUGCUGCUGAACUUGAGCCAGCUCGUGGCUGAUGGGACUGGGUUGACGCUGGCUGUGGGGGAGGAUGAUCCGGCGUCCUUGCACCUGGAUGCCGCUGGGGCGCCCGUGUUGCUGGAGGGUCGGGACUUGCACGAAGUGCUGUCUGUGAUUGAGCGCAACCCACAGCUGGGCUGGGACGCCCAGACGCACUACGUCACAAGAGACUUUGAGAACACUGCAGCACUACGCCUGGCUGACUUGGAUCGUGACGGCCACCUGGACGUCGUGGCUGCCAGCUACUCACAGAACGUGCUCGUCUGGUAUCGCAACCAAGCCGACGGUACCUUUGCGUCGGCCAUCACGAUUGCGCCACUCCAAAACUGUCGCUCACUUUGGACCGGCGAUGUUGAUGCCGAUGGUGUCGUCGAUGUGCUUGCCACCAGUCUGGCGGUCAACAAAAUCUACUGCUUUUUCUCUGUCGGCUACAACGCGUCACCCGCGUCUGUUGAAAUCGACUUGCAGGGUGCCCGGGCUGUCCUAGCAGCUGACCUCGAUAACGACCAGCGCCUCGAUAUUGUCUGCGCCAGCGUCGCCAACAAGGUAUUAUGGUACCGAAAUCUUGGCAAUCGAACGUUUGGAGCAGCCCAAGUUGUUGACACCAGCGUCACUAAUCCAUACGCCAUCGCCGUUGCUGAUCUCAACGGCGACGGCCUGCUGGACGUGCUGAGCACCAGCACCGCUGAUAACAGCAUCACGUGGCACCGUGCCAUGCUCGAUCAGACUGGUACCCGCUGGUUUUCGAGCACUCCGCUCGCCACCGUGGUAAAACCUUACACUGUACACGCUGCUGAUCUUGAUGGCGACACGCACCCAGACGUUCUCAGUGCUAAUGGAGAGGCUGGCCACAUCUUCUGGUUUCGUAACAACGGCACCGGCCACUUCUCCGCGCCGCUUCCCAUCACCUCAGAGGCCGAGGGCACCUUUUUCUUAACGACCGCUGAUCUGGAUAACGACGGCGAUCUUGACGUGCUCAGCGCUAGCCAAGAAGACAACAAGGUUGCUUGGUAUCGCAAUCACGGGGCCGGACGCUUUUCCGAUCAAGUCAUCAUAUCUGAUGAUUUAAAUGAGCCGCUCGUCGUUGCUGUUGGUGAUGUGAAUCGUGACGGUACUCCAGAUGCAGUCAGCGGUGGCAAACAUAACCGAGGCAUUGCCUGGUACCGAAACCUCAAUGGCACGGCCGUCGUCACCGCUGCUACCACGGUGGCCUCACCGCCGUCCCUGACGGCUGACGCUUCGGGCCAUCUCCACCUCAAUGCCUCAAACCUUGUCUUUCUGGACGGCCAAGACAUGACCCGAAGCCUUGCUCUAUUGCAGUUUCACCUUGACUUGGCUUGGAAGACAUCAGAACGCGUUCUGGACAACAAUAUCAAGGGCACCUAUUCGGUCGUGGCGGUUGACGUCAACGGCGAUGCUCACCUUGACGUAGUAGCGGCCAGCGCAAAGAACGACGAAAUUGUUUGGUAUCGCAACCUGGGCAACGCCACCUUCACCUCCAAGCGCACCGUAGCCAAUGAGGUGAGACAACCUUAUAACGUGGUCGCCGCGGACCUCGACGGGGACCUUGCUCCCGAUGUGAUUAGCGCUGCCCUCGGCGACAAUCGGGUCUUGUGGCAUCGCAACCAGGGCCAUGGAAGCUUUGCCAGCCCAAUCCCCAUCGAUGACAAUGCCCCAGGUGUUCAAUGUGUACACGUCGUGGAUGUCGAUGGGGAUCAUGACCUUGAUGUCAUCGCAGCGGUCACCAAUAGCAACCGCGUUCGCCUCUACAAAAACGUGGGCAACGGCACCUUCACGACCGACAUAGUUGGCAACGCCAACGUCAAUGGCGUGCGGUGGGUCACCGCGGCAGAUCUGGAUGGUGACCACCUGCCGGACAUUCUAGCAGCCGCCUACACCGGUGACAAAAUUGUCUGGUAUCGCAACCUUGGCGCUGCCCUAUUUGAUCCCGAAGCACUCAUUGCCGCGGACGUGGAUGGACCCAGCUGCCUGACGACGGGGGAUUUGGAUUUGGAUGGCCGUGUAGACGUCGUUGUGACCCUCGAAAGCGAGGAUCGCAUUGUGUGGUUCCGCAACACCGGUACCGGAACCUUUUCGCCGCCACAGCUAGUGGAUGACGCUUGUGAGGCCCCUGGCUCCGCGGUGCUUGCCGACCUGGACAAUGACGGCGACCUCGAUAUUCUCGGCGGGGGCCGCACCAUGUUCUGGUAUCUGAACGAUGGUAGUGGUAGCUUUGCUCGUCGGGCUGCGGUUGAUGCCGAAUCUGGCAAUCGCUUUCGCUCUGUUGUUGCAGCGGAUUUGGAUGCCGACGGUGAUCUGGACGUCCUUGCUGCUGAUGACGAUAACGACGAGGUCAAGUGGUAUCGUAAUAUACAAUUGCAGCCUGGAGAUGACGCAGUCAGAAUGGCUCAGCCAGAUCCCGGGCUGCGUGUGACCGAUGAUGGUUCUUUGAUCCUCGAGACCGCCGCACCCGCCUAUGUUCGUGGCCUCGACCUGACCUUGGCAGCGCGCAUCGUGGCUCACAACCCUCGUCUGUGGUGGACCGAUCAGCGUCGACUCGUGACCUACGAAGCCCAUGGCGUGUUGGACGUGGUGACUGUGGACCUUGAUGGCGAUGGUCACAUGGACUUGCUGAGCGCAAACUCUGGGGUGCCUGCUGCAAGUUGGUACCGCAACACUGGCCAUGGUGUAUUUGCUGGGCCCGUGCAUCUGACGCAGGCGCUCCAACAGCCGAUGUCUGUUGCGGUCCUCGACGUGAACCAUACAGGCCGCCUUGAUGUACUGGUGGCAGACCGGGCGAGUGAUCAAGUUUGGUGGGUCAAAAACUUGGGACAAGGUCGCUUUGGGACCCCAACUUCGCUGUUAAGUGGCAUCGGCCAGAUUAACUUGGUGCGUGUGGCUGAUUUGAACGGCGACAACAUGACUGACAUCAUCUGUGUGGACGACCGAGCCGAUGCAAUUGUCUGGUUUGCCAACGAGGGUGCUGGCGCGUUUGGCUCACGACGCACUCUUAGCAAUGCCGAUCAGAGCGAUAUUCGUGCUCUUGUGCUUGCUGACUUGGAUGGGGACGGUGCCGUUGAUAUUCUGAGUGGCAGCACCUCCGGCUCGGCCACAGUUGUCUUGUAUCAUAACCUCAACAACUCGGGAUCCUUUUCUAUGGCGCACGGCAUCUCAUCUCAGUCCGAAAAGGUGCGAUCGUUAGCCGUGGCCGAUAUCGACGGUGAUGGGCGCCAGGAUGUGCUGAGCGCCAUCCCAGACGAUGAUGCCGUAGUAUGGUACCGGAACCAAGACAACGGCACCUUUGCCGCCUUCCGCGCCAUUACCACAGAGGCUGCAUACGCCACCUCUGUCGCCACGGCUGACCUCGACGGUGACGGAGACCCCGAUGUGCUGAGCGCUAGUGGUGAUGACAGAAAAAUUGCUUGGUAUCAGAACGAUGGCCAAGGUAGCUUCUCGGCACAACAAGAGAUAUCCUUGACCGCAGAUGGAGCUCAGCAGGUGACUGCGGCGGACCUGGACAACGACGGAGACCUGGAUAUAGUCAGUGCUAGUCUGAAUGACAAUGAAAUUGCCUGGUAUAACAAUGAUCUCCCGCACUGGGUAUGA
Molecule: messenger RNA, 3687 nt
Organism: Monosiga brevicollis MX1
Lineage: Eukaryota; Choanoflagellata; Craspedida; Salpingoecidae
Exons: 1
Coding region: 1-3687 (1228 amino acids)
Source: RefSeq, a predicted model, not a curated record